AUGGAUGACCAUUUUUGUGUACAGAGUUUUCUUGGUCAUGGCCUUGAUCCUUAUAAACUUCUGUAUAUCUGGAAUAGUAAAUUUUUUGUAAAUUCCGAGCCUGGUGCAUUUGUGGGACUCUCUCUCACGAGUGCACGGCGUCUGUCGCGCCGUGAAAUUCGGGUUUUGGGGCGUGACAGAUUUAGUGGUAUCAGAGCUUAGGUUUGAUUAAGACUUUGUGAUGUGAGAGCCUAGGUUUAAGUGAAUACCUAGGAUAUGUUUUGAACGUGGCUAGUUAAUGGAUUUAGAACCGUGGUGAGACGAGUGAUGGGGUUAUACAAGGGACGAUUCUGAUUUUUGUUGCCUGAAUUUUCUGGUUUGCUUUGAUGAGGUAGUAAUUCAGUUAGUUCUUGUUAUUUGCCGUUGGUGAGCAUUUUUGGAAUUAAUCUUGCUCACCAUGCUCUUAGGACCUUGUUUGAAGCUUGGUCCCUUGUGAUAGUGUGCUUGUUUUGGUUGUGGCAGGAUGUAUAAGGCCUUCCACAUUAGGUCUGUUUGUUUGAGUAUUCAUCGGGGCAUUCAUAUGUGAAUGCAAACAUGGACAUACAUGAGCAUAUACACGCAUACAUGCAUACACACAUGGGCAUUCAUACAUGCAUGCAUAAAGGCAUUCAUUCAUACAUGCAUAUGCAUGCAUUCAUUCGUUCAUGAUUUUGUAUAUCCGAGUGAUGUUUAUUCGUCUCGGAUAAGGUUCCAUCUUUUAGUUGGACUCAUCGUUAAAUUCCUGGCCAUGUUGUGUUUGAUGAGUGCCAGGUCUUGAUUUGAGUCAAGGGCACCACAUAAUCAUGCCGAUAACUCGAGUUUAAUUACUUGUGUUAAGGCGUGAAGUUAUCUCCCGCUUCCCAAAUAGCCAUUGGGGAGGGUGGAGAUUGAGAAAUUGUUAUUGGCUUGUUAGGGCAGUGAUGAGUAUCCAGUCCUUGUAAAGUGAAUCCGACUGUUGUAUCUUGUAAUUGUUAGCCGUGUGUCUUGAAAUUGAUUUCCUUGUGAUAGUUGUGUUUGAUAUCAGAGUGGCGCAACGGAAGCGUAGUAGGCCAUGUUCUGAUCAUAGAAAGUCGGUGAGGCAUUCGUUUUGUCUUAGAUUGUGUGGAGCCAUUCACCAAUCUAGAUGAUCCUAGAUUUGAGUUUUGGGGACAAAACUCCUUUUUAGGAGGGGUGGAUGUAAUAUCCCAAAAUUUUCGGGUAUUUUUGCAUUAAAUUGGGGACUUAUUU
Messenger RNA from Rubroshorea leprosula, 1245 nucleotides. The record is from the annotation of a GenBank genome assembly. Lineage: Eukaryota; Viridiplantae; Streptophyta; Magnoliopsida; Malvales; Dipterocarpaceae.